Corvus hawaiiensis (hawaiian crow) is the source of this 2758-nucleotide messenger RNA. RefSeq names its product golgi membrane protein 1 (gene GOLM1). The record is from RefSeq and is a predicted model, not a curated record. The coding region runs from base 154 to 1344 and encodes 396 amino acids. NCBI's taxonomy places the organism in Eukaryota, Metazoa, Chordata, Aves, Passeriformes, Corvidae. Gene Ontology annotation, cellular component: Golgi apparatus. The transcript is spliced from 10 exons.
CGUCCCUCUCUGCCCGCCCUCCUUCGCCUCGGGCGACGAGGGCAGCGGGAGGCGCGGUACCGCGCUCGCUCUUCUGCUCGGUGGGGGCGCAGCGGGCGGCACGGCGAGGUUUCCAUACUUGCUGUGGUUCUUCGGAUUUGUUUUUUUCUUGCAAUGGUAGGACUAGGAAACAGCUGUCGCGGGAUGAAGUCUCCACCACUCCUCAUGGCUGCACUUGUGGCGUGCAUAAUUGUUUUGGGUUUCAAUUACUGGAUUGCAAGUUCUCGCAGCAUGGAUCUGCAGGGUCGAGUCAUGGAUCUGGAAGGCAAAGUCCGCAGGGCAGCAGCGGAGAGGGGUGCUGUGGAGCAAAAAAAGAAUGAAUUCCAAGGAGAGCUAGAGAAGCAACGACAGCAGAUCGACAAAAUUCAGUCCUUGCACAGCUUUCAGAUGGAGAAUGCCAACAGAGUACAUCAGGAAGAGAAGGCAAUGCUGAUGAGUAACAUCACACUAAAUGAUCGAUUGAUUCAGAGUCUACGAGAACACUUGAAAGAGUUACAGACGGAAUAUGGAAAGCUACAGCUGGAUGUUUUCUGGUUUCAGAAGAACCAGACUAACCUUCAGAGGAAGUUCUCAUAUGACCUGUCACAGUGCAUCAACCAGAUGAAAGAAUUAGAAGAACAAUGUGAAGAAAGGAUGGAUGAGCUUACAAAAAAGAGUACUGAUGUACCACAAAUCAAAGAAAAAAAAGACUUCACAGAAGACAGCCAGGUUGAUACUCAACUGCCAGCCUUGAAGGAAACAGAGUUCAAGCAGGCUGACUUGGAACAGCAGAAAACCAGUGAGGAUGUUCCUAAAGCAGUACCUACAUUAAGAAAGACAGACCUGAUGCAGGCUAAAGAAAGAACAGACAGCCUAACUGACGUCAGAAAACAGGAGCCUAAGGCAGAAGAGGAGCAGCUUUCUAGUCAGUUGAAAAAACCACAAGAGUCACUCGAGGCUGCUGCAGGUCACAAGGAGAUGCUGCCUGAGUCAGAGAAGGAGCCAAAUCCACCUGAGGAUGAGAAACAUGUAGCUGGGCAAGAUACGUUACCGCUGGCAGCAGAGCAGGCUGCCAGUGAGGAAGUUGAGAGGGAACAGCUCCUAAAUUUUGAUGCUAAGCAGGAUGACUUGCCCCCUGGGAAGGCUGACAAACAGGAACAGGAAGCAGUGAACCACGACAAGGAUGCUGAUUACAAUUUAGAUGUGAAUGAAGCUGAAUCAGAAACAGACAAGCAAGCAGCACUUGCAGGGAUUGAAAAUGUUCAAAACCCUGAAGAUACGAAGAACCACUUACCUGACCAUGGUGAAGGACGACAGAAGUUGUGAACAAAGGAAGUUCAUGAUACAGCCUAGUUACCUCUUCAUCUAAAUGCAGCAAUGAUCUGAACAAAGUGAUCUUAGAAGGUUUUGAUUGUCUUCUAAAGGCUUGACUUAGGGCCCAAAUGAAGUAGUAUUUUCUUGUGAAGUUUCAGUACUGUUGCAGUGGGGAAAAAGGUAAAUCUCUGGAGGCUUGUUUCAAAGCAGUGUGACCUCUGCAAUGACUUUCUCCUUCCUAUCAAUUAUAAAAUUGAAAUCAGGCAGCAAUAAAGGUGGUAACUUUGAAGUUGCCUACCUUAGUCAUACUACAGCAUGUCAUACUACAGUAACGGUACAUGUGGAUUGGUGGUAAAUGAGGAGCAGUCCUCUGCCAAGGAUGGAUCUCUCCCCUGAGCAAUGCACAGUAGAGAAAUCCCCAGCUUAGUUUUAAGAACUUAAGAAGGAGCUAUGUUACUGUAACAAAACAUGGGAAGUAUGGAAACCAGUCCAUGCUGCAAUCUACCCUUGUGCCUGUUCUAGCACCUUUUUACUGCAACACAAACUGAGAAAGUGCAACUGUAGUCCUCAGAUACUGUGCAGAAUGAUGUAUUUACCUGGGCCUUCUAAAUUAAAUUCCUAGAUUACACUGUUAGGAUGUGUUCUUAGUUUCAAAGUUUAAAAAAAAAAAAAAACCCAAAUGGAUUCUGCCAAUAGGAGCUUCUUAUUAAGAGAUUAGCCAGGAAGAUUUUUCUGAAAGCGUUGUUGGACUCCACAAGGUCGGUACUACAGUUUGGUCCAGUUACCACUAACUUGCAGAAGUUUAGUGUAAAAAUUCAAACUCAUAAACUUUUCAUGACAGAAGCCCUCUGAAAUUGUGUGCUACAACUACCCCUUACCCCACCCAGCCACUAUCUUCUGUGAAAAGGAAAAAGGAAUGCAAAUGCUUGCCUUGUACAACAGCAGUCUCAGCUGUUCAACAUGACUAAUCUUCUCUGCUGGACUUCCGAAGGAGGUAACCAGACUAUGCAUUUAGAAGACAUGGCAGUGUCUCCCACAGAUGAAACUUUAGUUGUUGUAAAGUCCUAUGUUAAUCACAAUGUAUCAUCUUGUUAAUGUUCUGCAGUCUUUUUCUUUACUGCAAUUUGUUCAAUGUAAAUUAGAAACUAGUUUACUUGCAGUAAGAUAGAAACACCCUCUACUUAAAACUACGGCACCCUUAACUGCGGUCCAACCAGCAUGUGUAGCCAGCUGGUUUGAAGAAAUUUUUAUAUUUGCAUCUGCUCCCAAGACUGACACCUGUGUUCGGAGCAGUCUUUGUGAGUACGAACCAACCUUUGUCGAGACAGCGCAACAGCAGACAGCUGUGACUAACUUGCCAAUCAGCAUUCCAUUUAAGAAAAGACAGAUUUGUUUUUGCUUUCCCUUAAAGCAUUUCCCUUUUCAA